AUGUCCCUCAGAAUUCUUGCCAGACAUUGGCGUAUGCCGAAGCUGGCCCCUCUGAAGACCAGCCUGGCUAGAUCAUAUGCUUCACAGAUCGAGAAAGCAUCGACGUAUGCGGGCGCAGGCAUUCUAUCUGGUUUCACCGGAGAAAACGCUCAUCAUUUGGUGGAUGUUUCCCGUGUUUUGGUGAUUGGCUCUGGAGGAUUGUCUAUUGGUCAAGCGGGAGAGUUUGACUAUUCCGGUUCCCAGGCCAUCAAGGCUCUGAAGGAGGCCAACAAGCAAUCGAUCUUGAUUAACCCUAAUAUUGCUACCAACCAGACUUCGCAUGCCCUUGCCGACGAGAUCUACUAUCUUCCAGUGACUCCGGAAUACAUCACCUAUAUUAUCGAGAGAGAAAGACCGGACGGAGUGUUGCUCACUUUCGGAGGCCAAACUGGUUUGAACGUUGGUGUGCAGCUGGAAAAAAUGGGUAUUUUCAAAAAGUACGGUGUCAAGGUUCUUGGAACUCCAAUCAAGACUCUGGAGACGUCCGAGGAUAGAGACCUGUUUGCUCAGGCGCUUAAUGAGAUCAACAUCCCAAUCGCCGAGUCCAUUGCUGUUGAUACUGUUGACGAUGCUCUUGCUGCUGCCGACAAGAUCGGAUAUCCUAUAAUUGUCAGAUCUGCCUACGCUCUGGGGGGUCUUGGGUCUGGUUUCGCUGCCAACGAGACAGAGCUGAGAAACCUCGCUUCGCAGUCGCUUUCCCUGGCUCCUCAGAUUCUUGUUGAGAAGUCGCUGAAAGGAUGGAAAGAGGUCGAGUACGAGGUGGUCAGAGACAGAGUUGGAAAUUGCAUCACUGUCUGUAACAUGGAGAACUUCGACCCAUUGGGAAUCCACACGGGUGACUCGAUCGUGGUUGCUCCUUCGCAGACGCUUUCUGACGAGGAGUACCACAUGCUCAGAUCUGCUGCCAUCAAGAUUAUCCGUCACCUCGGUGUUGUUGGAGAGUGUAACGUGCAAUAUGCAUUGCAGCCGGACGGACUUGACUACAGAGUCAUUGAGGUGAAUGCCCGUUUGUCCAGAUCGUCAGCCCUGGCCUCCAAGGCUACCGGAUAUCCCUUGGCCUACACUGCGGCCAAGAUUGCUCUUGGCUACACUCUGCCAGAGCUGCCUAACCCCGUCACCAAGACGACGAGUGCCAACUUCGAGCCUUCCCUCGACUAUAUGGUCACCAAGAUCCCAAGAUGGGACCUGUCGAAGUUCCAGCACGUCAAGAGAGACAUCGGCUCGUCGAUGAAGUCUGUUGGAGAGGUGAUGGCCAUCGGACGUAAUUUCGAGGAGUCAUUCCAGAAGGCCAUCAGACAGGUGGACCCUUCGUUCAUAGGAUUCCAGGGAGCCAAGUUUGACGACCUUGACCACGCUCUGUCGCACCCUACCGACAGAAGAUGGCUUGCAGUCGGCCAAGCGUUGUUGCACGAGAACUACACGGUUGACAGAGUGCACGAGCUAUCGAAAAUUGACAAAUGGUUCCUGUACAAGCUCAGCAACAUUGUGGAGAUGCAGAAAGAGCUGGAGGCUAUUGGCUCGCUGUUCGGCGUGACCCAGGACGUGAUGAGCCGCGCCAAGAAGCUCGGGUUCUCCGACAAGCAGAUUGCUCUUGCUGUCGGCUCUACAGAGCUGGAGGUGCGCGCCAGAAGGAAGUCAUUCGGCAUCACUCCGUUCGUGAAGAAGAUCGAUACGCUCGCCGCCGAGUUCCCUGCCGACACGAACUACCUGUACACUACUUACAACGCCACGUCGCACGACGUGAAAUUUGACGAGUUUGGAACCAUGGUCUUGGGAUCCGGUGUCUACCGUAUUGGCUCGUCUGUCGAGUUCGACUGGUGUGCCGUUUCCGCCGCCCGUGCUCUGAGAGAGGCAGGCAAGAAGACCGUCAUGGUCAACUACAACCCAGAGACCGUUUCGACGGACUUCGACGAGGUCGACCGGCUGUACUUCGAAGAGCUCUCCUUCGAGAGAGUCAUGGACAUCUACGAGCUGGAGAACGCUAAGGGCCUGGUUGUUUCCGUUGGCGGCCAGCUUCCGCAGAACAUUGCUCUCAAGCUGCAACAACAGGGCGCCAAGGUUCUUGGAACCAACCCUGAGGACAUCGACAAGGCCGAGGACAGACACAAGUUUAGCAGCAUUCUGGACUCCAUCAGCGUCGACCAGCCAGCCUGGAAAGAGCUCACGUCCGUCGAGGAGGCCGAGAGAUUUGCCAACGAGGUCGGCUACCCGGUUCUUGUCAGACCGUCGUACGUUCUUUCUGGUGCUGCCAUGUCAGUGAUUCGCUCGGAAUCUGAGCUGGAGCAGAAACUCACCAACGCUGCAGACGUUUCCGCCGAACAUCCCGUGGUGAUUUCGAAAUUCAUCGAAGGAGCGCAGGAAAUCGAUAUCGACGCUGUGGCCUCCCAUGGAAAAGUCCUGGUGCACGCCGUCUCGGAGCACGUCGAGAACGCAGGGAUCCACUCUGGUGACGCUACUCUGGUGCUACCUCCACAGGGACUUGACCAGGAAACCAUGGAUAGACUGAAGGAGAUCGCCGACAAGGUUGCUGCUGCAUGGAACAUCACCGGGCCGUUCAACAUGCAAAUCAUCAAGGCCGAGAACCCAAGCACCGGAAAGCCAGACCUCAAAGUCAUCGAGUGUAACAUCCGUGCCUCGAGAUCGUUCCCAUUCGUUUCGAAGGUGCUGGGCGUCAACUUCAUCGACGUCGCCGUCAAGGCAUUGCUGGACAGCAAUGUCCCUGCUCCGGUCGACCUGAUGAAAAAACCCUACAACUACGUUGCUACCAAAGUGCCGCAGUUCUCUUUCACCCGAUUGGCUGGUGCAGACCCAUUCCUGGGCGUCGAAAUGGCGUCUACCGGAGAAGUGGCCUGUUUCGGAGACAACCUAGUUGACGCAUACUGGACCUCCAUCCUGUCGACCAUGAACUUCCACGUGCCUAAACCACCUGCUGGUAUUCUCUUUGGAGGAGACUUGUCGAACGACAACCUCGGUAAUGUUGCCAAGAAACUGAGCCCGCUGGGAUACAAGUUCUACGUCGCCUCUCCUUCUGUCGCCGAAUACCUGAGCAAGUAUGUUGGCACUCCUGUUGAGGUGAUUGAAUUCCCUAAGGAAAAUAAGAGAGAACUGAGGGAGGUUUUCCAGAAGUACGACAUCAAGUGUGUCUUCAACCUUGCCAAGGAACGGGCCGAGAGUCUGUUGGACGAGGACUACGUUAUGCGGAGAAACGCAAUCGACUUUGCCAUCCCACUUUUCAACGAGCCGCAGACCUCCUUGCUGUUCUCUCAGUGUCUCGCUGAAAAACUGCCAGCUCUGCUGGCCAACCAGGCCAAGUCGGAGGUGGUGAUUCCUUCAGAGGUGAAGAGAUGGAGCGAGUUCAUUGGUGGAAAGCCUGUCUAA
This is a messenger RNA of Ogataea haglerorum, 3417 nucleotides long. RefSeq lists its product as uncharacterized. The transcript has a single exon. Gene Ontology annotation, molecular function: ATP binding; metal ion binding; aspartate carbamoyltransferase activity. Bases 1 to 3417 code for a protein of 1138 amino acids. Gene Ontology annotation, cellular component: cytoplasm; cytosol. The record is from RefSeq and is a predicted model, not a curated record. Lineage: Eukaryota; Fungi; Ascomycota; Pichiomycetes; Pichiales; Pichiaceae. Gene Ontology annotation, biological process: L-citrulline biosynthetic process; UTP biosynthetic process; 'de novo' pyrimidine nucleobase biosynthetic process.